Messenger RNA from Brassicogethes aeneus, 4213 nucleotides. The record is from the annotation of a GenBank genome assembly. NCBI's taxonomy places the organism in Eukaryota, Metazoa, Arthropoda, Insecta, Coleoptera, Nitidulidae.
CAAAAAACAUGUGGCAACAUACUGAUAACCUUAAGUUCGGUUAAGUUUAUCUCGAAUCGGAUUUACAAAUUUUACUUUUGUAAGUGUAAGGUCAUAUUGUUAGUACGCAACGACUGCCCAAAGGCGAUAUUAUGGUUCUGCAAAACGGCUCAAUUUUGAGGUUAUACCGCGCGCCAGGAUGCACCGAAGCGAAAAAAAAUGAAAUUCUCAACAAGUUGAAGGGCGAAUGUCCGGAAAUCAAGUCGCUGGAAACAGAGGAGUGCUUCCACGUCGAAGUCACUAAAAGUUUGAGCAAUGAAGAAAAAAACAUCCUGAAAUGGGUGCUGCAAAAUCCGCACCAACCGCAAAGUUUGAACUCCGCCAAUUUCCUGAAAAAAACCGCUGCAACUCAACUUCUGAUCGAAGUGGGUCCCAGAUUUAACUUCUCCACGUCAAACUCAACCAAUGCAGUUUCGAUAUGCAACAAUUUGGGCUUAAAACAAGUUACUCGCUUGGAAGUCUCUCGAAGAUAUCUUCUAACCAUUACAGGAAAAAUCACCAGCGAUCUCGAAACAAAACUGGUCGGACUCCUCCACGACAAAAUGACGGAAUGUCGCUACACCCCUGAAAACAUCCCGAAAAAGAGUUUCAACGAAAAACUCACCAAAAAGGAGAAUAUCUACCCUGUGGACAUCCUCGGGAAAGGCCCUGCAGCCCUGAAAGCCCUAGACAAAGAGUUGGGCUUGGCUUUCGAUGAAGCCGACUUGAAAUACUACACAAACUUAUUCAAAAACGUGCUGAAAAGGAACCCCACCAACGUGGAAUGUUUCGAUUUGGCCCAAUCGAACAGCGAACACUCCAGACAUUGGUUUUUCAAGGGAAAAAUGAUUGUCGAUGGUAAAGAAUACAAGGAAUCUCUGAUCGACAUGAUUUUGGACACGCAAAAACACACCAACCAAAAUAAUGUUAUUAAAUUCAGUGAUAACAGUAGUGCAAUCAAGGGCUACUCGCACAAAAGCUUGCGCCCAGUGGUGCCUGGGACGCCCAGCGAACUGAAAGAAGUCAAAACCGACUCCCACCUCAUUUUCACCGCUGAAACGCACAACUUUCCCACCGGCGUGGCCCCCUUCAGUGGCGCCACCACCGGGACCGGCGGCCGUCUCAGGGACGUGCAAUCCGUCGGCAGAGGGGGCUACUGCAUAGCCGGAACGGCCGGUUACUCCGUGGGGAAUUUAAACAUGGAAGACUACGAGCUCCCCUGGGAAGAUAAGGAGUUCAAGUACCCGGACAAUUUCGCUUCGCCCGUCGAUAUUUUGGUCGAAGCCAGCAACGGAGCCUCCGACUACGGAAAUAAGUUCGGCGAACCUUUGAUUUGUGGGUUCGUACGGUCUUUUGGCUUGCAAGAUGCAUCAGGUGAAAGGAAAGAGUGGAUCAAGCCAAUCAUGUUCAGCGGCGGUAUUGGAAGCAUGGAGGCGGACAUGACUGAGAAGAUGAAGCCGGAAGUUGGACACCAAAUUGUGAAAAUCGGAGGUCCGGUUUACAGGAUCGGUGUUGGAGGCGGGUCCGCCAGCUCCGUGGAGGUACAAGGCGACAACAAAGCUGAAUUGGACUUUAAUGCUGUCCAAAGAGGUGACGCCGAAAUGGAACAAAAACUGAACCGCGUGGUGCGCGCAUGCCUGGAAAUGGGCAGGACCAACCCGAUCGUGAGCAUACACGACCAAGGCGCCGGCGGCAACGGCAACGUGCUGAAAGAGCUCGUAGAGCCGAUCGGCGGCAUAAUCUACGCCGACCGUUUCGAGCUGGGAGAUCCGACCAUCAACAUUUUGGAAUUGUGGGGGGCGGAAUAUCAGGAGAACAACGCGCUGCUGUGCACCAAGCAGGAUGCCGAUCUGUUGAAGACGAUUUGCAGGAGAGAGAGGUGCCCUGUGAACUUCGUGGGCGAGGUCACGGGCACCGGUCGGGUGGAAUUGGCGGUCGACGAGAAAAAAUCGCAAAUACCGUUUGAUUUGGAGUUGGAUCACGUUCUCGGGAAAAUGCCGCAGAAAGAGUACAAUUUGCGGAGAUCAACGUCGCAAUUGAAGCCCGUGGAGUUCCCUAAAGGUAUUACAGUGUACAAGUGCCUUCAACAAGUCCUGCGUCUGCCUAGCGUGGCCAGCAAACGUUAUUUAACCAACAAGGUGGAUAGGUGCGUGACGGGCUUAAUCGCGCAGCAGCAGUGCGUAGGGCCGCUACACACUCCGCUGGCCGAUGUUGCCGUCACCGCCAUCUCCCACUGUGGUUACGAAGGCAUCGCCUCCUCGAUCGGAGAGCAGCCUAUCAAGGGUUUGGUCAACACUGCCGCGGGGGCGCGCAUGACGGUCGCGGAGGCUCUCAGUAAUCUAGUGUUCGCUGCUAUCACCGACAUCCGCGAUGUAAAGUGCAGCGGCAACUGGAUGUGGGCGGCGAAACUGCCCGGCGAGGGCGCCGCGCUCUUCGACGCCUGCAAAGCCAUGUGCGAGAUUAUGUCCCAACUCGGCAUCGCCAUCGAUGGAGGGAAGGAUUCCCUCUCGAUGGCCGCCAGAGUUGGCAAGGAAACCGUGAAGUCCCCCGGCACUUUGGUGGUCUCCACUUACGCGCCGUGCCCCGACGUUAGAAAAAUCGUCACGCCCGAUCUCAAGGCGCCUUCGAUGGGCAAGAGCGGGCGACUGCUUUUCGUCGACUUGUCGCAGGGCGACAGCCGGCUGGGCGGCUCGGCUCUCGCGCAGGUCUUCGGGCAGCUGGGCGACGAAUCUCCGGACGUUCACUGCGCCAAGACGCUGAAGAACGCGUUCGAGGCCACGCAGCGACUGGUCAAAGAUGGCGCCGUCAUCGCCGGUCACGACGUAAGCGACGGCGGUUUGAUCGUCACCUUGCUCGAGAUGGCGUUCGCCGGCAUCUCGGGCAUGUACGUCACCAUCAAGCAUCGAUCCGGCAACGCUGUGCCCAUCUUGUUCUCCGAGGAGCUCGGCUGGGUGCUCGAGUGCUUCGACGAGGACUUCAAGCACUGCAUGGCGGUGUUCCAGAAAUUCGAUGUGCCCGUGUACGACAUUGGCAAGAGUUGCGGCUACGGUUUCCAAAAAACCGACAUCGUGAUCAACGUCAACAACGUCACCUUAGAAACUCCCUUGCUGCGCAUGAUGAAAAUGUGGGAGGAGACCAGCUACAAACUGGAGCUGCGUCAAACCAUAAAGGCCUGCGCCGAUUCCGAAUACGAAGGUUUAGGGGACAGGAAGGCGCCCCGAUACAAACUCACCUUCAACCCCGACGAAGAAUCCAAGGUUAAAUCCGACAAGGACGUCCACGUCGCCGUCGUCAGAGAGGAGGGCACCAACGGGGACAGGGAAAUGGCCGCGGCGCUCGUACAAGUGGGAUUCAAGGUGUGGGACAUCACGAUGCAAGAUUUGCUCAGCGGGGCCGUUACUUUGGACAAAUUUAGAGGCGUUAUUUUCCCUGGAGGAUUCAGCUAUGCCGAUGUUCUCGGGUCUGCCAAGGGCUGGGCAGCCAGCAUCCUCUUCAACGAAAAGGUCAGCCAACAAUUCAAAAAGUUCUUCGCGCGCCCGGACACCUUCAGCCUGGGCGUGUGCAACGGUUGCCAACUGAUGGGCCUAAUCGGCUGGGUGGGCAGCCCUGUAACCGGCGACGUUAAACCGGACGUCGUUCUCGAACACAACCUAUCCGAGAGAUUCGAGUGCAGGUGGAGCACCGUGAAGAUAGAAAAAUCCAGGGCCAUCAUGCUGCAAGGCAUGGAAGAGUCCGUGUUGGGCGUGUGGGUGGCCCACGGCGAAGGACGGUUCACCUUCAAAGACGAAGAAGUCUACCGAAAAUUAGUUGACGGCGGCUGCGUCGGGUUGCGUUACGUGGAUGACGACGGCAGCCCCACGGAAGUCUACCCGAUGAACCCCAACGGCAGUGUGGAAGGUCUCGCCGGGGUUUGCUCCCCGGACGGGAGACACUUGGCGAUGAUGCCGCACCCGGAGAGGUGCGUGCAACCGUUCCAGUGGCCCUACAUUCCGAGAGACUGGAUACAUCACCAGAAAAGCCCGUGGGAGAGGAUGUUCAGAAACGCUUACGAAUGGUGUUUGCACGAGGAGUCCCAUGGGGUUUACUAUUAGCUUUUGCUUGGAAUUAUUUUUGCUAUAUUAUCCCUACAUUUAAUUUGUUAAGUUUAAGCAUUUAUCUUUAUACUUUUACUGUUAAUAGAUUGUUUAUAUUUUCA